UAGCUAUUUUGGGCCAGGGGAUUUUGAGCUGUGUGUAGAGGUGCCAGGCGGACGAGAGGAGAUCGUCCAAAUCUGAACGGCUUUCUCUACCUUUUCUUUAGUGUUUGUCAACAACGCAACCACGAACAGGGGUCUUCUAACGUUUUAUGACGCCAGUCUGAGGUGGGAGUGAUCAUGAAGUCCACUCCUUCUCCUCCUCCAUUAUUUGUUCGUGUCAGCGAGCGAGACCUGACCGAGAUUGAGCUCCAUUCGGUCGAGUCCAUCAAUGACCUGCACCGCACACACUCUGAACAGCACAGCAAAGGUGUUCAGCCACCCCGUCCACCACCACCUUCCUCCAACGGGAACCUCCAGAUGCAAGAUCGGGCAGUUGUCUAUCAAACAGGUCAACCAGCCUGUAUGAGCCGACUGAAUGACAUUUGCACUUCCACUAGACGACACUAUUUCUUAGCAUGUGCAGCCAUCAUUGCGUUUCUCCUCAUUCUCAUUCUUAUCUUCAGUUUUUUAGUCCUGCAGAGCAAUGCUCUCCACACACUUCUGGAGAUGGUGAAACAGAAACAGGAAACAGCUGAGGAAAUCUCCCAACUCUUACAACAGCUGCAGCAGAGCAGAGACCAUAAGAACAUAUCACUCAACAGCAGAAACAACUCUCCACUGUGACAAUACUGAGAGAAGAAUAAUCAACUCUGAUUAUGAGUCUGCUAAUGAUCCAGAACUUUACAUCAAUGUGUGUGACUUUCUGUCUUAAAGGCUUCUAUUUCUCUGCUGGAAUCCAUUAGUCAAUUAUCUUGCUCAAAAACAUUCACUUGUCCUGUUUGUGGAGUUUAAACAGAUAAUAUAGUGAUUUAAGUGUUGUUGUUUUUUUUACCGAUAUAUUUUUGUACACGUGUUGGCAACUUGCACAUUAGUUUCACUACAGCAAAUGGUAAUACAAAACCACAUUAGGAAAUUUAAAAAGGAUAUGUAAAAUAUAUUUUAAUUAGUCCAUCACUGUAAACAAACAUAUUAGAUUGUGACAUAAAUCAUGUUUUGAAUGAGCAAGAACAUUCACUAUGGUGAGUGCUUUUGAGAGCACAAUGACUGUAAAUAGGUAUAUAGACCAUGAUGUUCUAUUUAUGAGAAAAAAAUAAUUUAAAAAGAAUUAAAGAGUAAAAAAGAAAUUCUACAUGACAUGGCUCUUACAUUUUGCACUUCAGAGUUGACAUGAAAUCAAAAUUGACCCAAUUUACUUUUAAUUAUGUCCCUGGUCUUUUUGUUUAUGAUUUAUCUGUGCUUUUAAAAUGACUUUCUUUUUCUGCUUAUGUCACUCAGGCCAUGGGGUUUAAGGUACAACAGUCAGG
Pimephales promelas (fathead minnow) is the source of this 1340-nucleotide messenger RNA. RefSeq lists its product as uncharacterized. The record is from RefSeq and is a predicted model, not a curated record. NCBI's taxonomy places the organism in Eukaryota, Metazoa, Chordata, Actinopteri, Cypriniformes, Leuciscidae.